AUGUUUUCACGAUGGUCUUCAUUAUCCUCAACGAACCGCCACGGGGAAUCAUCAAAUCGCCAAAAAGAAGAGCGCAGGCAUCGCUCCAAACACCACGAUUCCACCCAGAAAAAAAGAAGAAGGAUAUACCUCGUUGACCUCGACGAUUCUACAACAAAUCGGGGGGUUCUCAAUAUCAGCAUCAAGGAGUCGUGGGGGUUAGAUCAUGUCGCAGACACGCUGAAGAGACAGUAUCUGGAUAAGGGUCUGGAUAAGGGAGGCCGAACACAAAAAGAAGCGGAAAUCCAAUUCUUUUUAAAUGGCAAGAGGCUAAAUGAGACUAAAAUCCCCGAUGAAGCAUCAUCUCUGCAGUACCGGAUAUUAGAAGAGGGGGACAACGGUGCGCUCAGGGUAUCCUGGAAAGCCGGCAAAGCAAAGCUUCGGAAACACCAAAUAGAAACAAUCACGAAGGAAAUUGAAGCGGGACGCUCGAUAGGUAGUCUACGAGAGACCAUCGCAAACUUAAUAAGGCCCGCUAGCGAAAGCAAGGGCCAUCCGGUGGGAAAUGCGAAUCAAAUCGUGAUCAAAGCGGUCGGAGGCUUACGUGAAGGGUCUUUGCAAGGAAACAGCUGGGAGGCGCGCAAGGUGCAGAGAUGGCUUUGUCGCCACUUAGUUAUCGAUUUAGUAUCAGCCGACUCCUACUUCGUCUUACGGGGCUUUAAUGAGGAGUACAUAUGUCAAAAGCCGUAUUGCACUCCCCAUGGCUACGCGGAUACGCAGAAGAUCAAGCAGUGGCUAAGAGACAAAGUGAUGUCGCCGAUCUGUCCUCGUAUAUCGCGCCAUCGUCCCAUCGACGUCGAAGACAUCAAGUUCUCAUAUCGCGGCAAGCCGGUUAAAAGGCGCAACCAUAUCCGACCCGGCGAAACUAUCGACUUCGAUGUGCCCCGUGUUGUGGAGGACAAAUUUGUUGCGGCGGAGGCAUGGCUGGUUCCCCUGACGGAUACGUGCAUCGUAUGCAGCGACGACAAAAGAGUCUCCGAAAUGCCUAACAGGCGUAAAAUCACAGCAUCCUGCGAACACGACUCCACAAUAUGCAAGGAAUGCGUCGGCGCAUGGAUAGCCUCAAGCAUGGACACAGUAACCUGGGACCGUCUAAAAUGCCCCGAAUGCCCGCAACUCCUCAAAUACGAAAACGUGCGCGCCUUCGCAACAAAAGACGUAUUCGAGCGAUACGACAACCUAGCCGUAAAAGCCUUUCUCUCCAACCUCCACGACUUCUUCUGGUGUCUCAACCCCCGCUGCAACUCAGGCCAAAUCUACCCAACAGGCUGCGAGAAAGGCAAAUGCGACGCAUGCAAGCACUCCAUAUGCGUGCGGCACAACGUCCCCUGGCACCGCGGCGAAACCUGCGAAGACUACGAGCGGCGCACGCGCAAGCAGCGCAAGAACGACAAGGCGUCCGAGAAGCACGUCAAGGAGAUCACCAAGCCCUGCCCGGGAUGCAACCGGAAUGUCCACAAGUACACCGGGUGUGAUCAUGUGACAUGCAUCUGCGGCCACGAGUGGUGCUGGCUCUGCUUCGGACAGUACUACCGCGACGAGCAAGACUUCCUGCAAUGCCACCACACGCAGGAGUGUCGGUACCACGACAACCCGCCAAACUACGAAGGCGGCCGGGCCUUCAUGCCCUUCCUGAACAUGGCGCACCCGCCCGCUCCACCACCUCUAUUCCCACCACGACGAGCCCAAGAGCGGAGACCACCGCCUCCGGUCCCGGUUCCGGUCCCGGGGAAUAUCCCGCUGCGACCGCGUCCGAACGCGCUGGACGGCGAGUUUGCGGAGAUUUUUAGACGCCAUAUGGGCAGGAAUCCGUGGAAUCCGUUCGAUCCGAAUAUUAAUAUCAAUUUGGUGCGCCCGCAUGCACAUGAUCCCGUUGGUCCGGAUUUCUUUGAGGAUGCGAUGUUUUUUAACCUGGGGCAUUUGAUGCGCAGGGCGGGGCGGGAGAGGUUGGUUAGGGAAUGA
Messenger RNA from Annulohypoxylon maeteangense, 2001 nucleotides. RefSeq lists its product as uncharacterized. The transcript has 2 exons. Gene Ontology annotation, biological process: positive regulation of proteasomal ubiquitin-dependent protein catabolic process; ubiquitin-dependent protein catabolic process; protein polyubiquitination. Gene Ontology annotation, molecular function: ubiquitin protein ligase activity; zinc ion binding; ubiquitin conjugating enzyme binding. Gene Ontology annotation, cellular component: ubiquitin ligase complex; cytoplasm. The record is from RefSeq and is a predicted model, not a curated record. The coding region runs from base 1 to 2001 and encodes 666 amino acids. NCBI's taxonomy places the organism in Eukaryota, Fungi, Ascomycota, Sordariomycetes, Xylariales, Hypoxylaceae.